Zingiber officinale is the source of this 891-nucleotide messenger RNA. Its product is annotated as centromere protein V. The coding region runs from base 331 to 747 and encodes 138 amino acids. The transcript is spliced from 2 exons. Gene Ontology annotation, molecular function: carbon-sulfur lyase activity. NCBI's taxonomy places the organism in Eukaryota, Viridiplantae, Streptophyta, Magnoliopsida, Zingiberales, Zingiberaceae. The record is from RefSeq and is a predicted model, not a curated record.
GCUUCCAGUUGACGCUUGUCGCCUUGGCCGCCUUCCGCGCCGCCGCUUCUUCAACCCUUAUUUGUUCCUCUCCGGCGACAAGGAGGCGCACUUGAUUCGUUUACUCUCAUAUCCUUCCUUUGCUCUCGUGGUUUUAGAUUUAUGCGUUCUUCUUUGGAUUCAUCAAUUGAUCAAAUUUUGGUCGUUGCCGUUUUGUUUCCUUUGGGUGAGAAGCAGAUAUCUUCUCCGGGAGCAUCUCUUUGAGUGAAAGGCGGACGCUGGAGCAUCCAAGACCUACCCGCAGAAGGUUGGAACCACCUGCAAGCAAAGUAGCAACUCGUACUUGAGUUCAUGGGGGACGAUAACAUAAUCCACUCUGGCGGUUGUCACUGCAAGUGCGUUAGGUGGCAGGUUGAAGCACCAUCUAGUGUGGUAGCAUGGAGCUGCAAUUGUUCCAACUGUUCCAUGAGAGCAAACACCCACUUCAUUGUGCCAUCAUCUAAAUUCAAGCUCGCAGCCGGUGCCGAGCAGUUCCUAACAACAUAUACCUUCGGCACUCAUACUGCCAAGCACACCUUCUGCAAGCUAUGCGGCAUAACUUCCUUCUACUUCCCAAGAUCAAAUCCUGAUGGUGUCGCAGUGACAGUUAGCUGUGUCGAUCCUGGUACCAUCAUUCAUGUCGAAACCAGGUACUAUGAUGGCAAAAACUGGGAGAGCUCCUUCGAGCAAAGCUCCAUAUCAUCAUUUUCAAAAGCAGAUAACAAUUAGUUAAGUUUUCUUUGUUUAAGUGGUAAUAAACAGAAUAGUGUUGUUGGUGUGUUCCCAUUCCAGCCUAUGUGAUGACGUUAAGCAGUAUCGUAUGUCGAUCAGCAGUAGUUUAAAGCAAUAAAGUAUUUUAAUCUUGGACAAAAA